UCGAUCAUGAAGUGCGACGUCGACAUCCGCAAGGACCUCUACGCCAACGUCGUGCUCUCGGGCGGCACCACCAUGUACGCCGGCAUCGCCGACCGCAUGUCCAAGGAGAUCACCGCCCUCGCGCCCGCCUCGAUGAAGGUCAAGAUCAUCGCUGUGUGCUUGGAAUAG
This is a messenger RNA of Emiliania huxleyi CCMP1516, 168 nucleotides long. RefSeq lists its product as hypothetical. The record is from RefSeq and is a predicted model, not a curated record. Lineage: Eukaryota; Haptophyta; Isochrysidales; Noelaerhabdaceae. The transcript has a single exon. The annotation marks the transcript as partial.